Molecule: messenger RNA, 2017 nt
Organism: Notolabrus celidotus (New Zealand spotty)
Lineage: Eukaryota; Metazoa; Chordata; Actinopteri; Labriformes; Labridae
Gene: gpa33b
Product: glycoprotein A33 (transmembrane), paralog b
Exons: 7
Coding region: 103-1608 (501 amino acids)
Cellular component (GO): plasma membrane
Source: RefSeq, a predicted model, not a curated record
UGAUGGUUAAGGCGGGCUCUCGCUCUUAGACUUUGUGGAGCAUCAAUUUCAGAUAUUCUAAUUCCUGGAGUUUUUACUCGUCUUCAAGUAACAUCGACGAAGAUGCAGCUCGGAUGGAGGGAGUUAUUUCUGAUCCUUACAGCGCUUUCCUGCUGCAGUGGCCUCCAGGUUACAAUUGAAAAGGAAGAAUAUGAGGUUGCAAAAGAUGGUGAUAUUACCUUCACAUGUUCAUUCGUCCCAGCCAGACCAUUCAAUGCACUCGUCCUCACGUGGGGAGGUUUCCCCGAUGAAGCUGGUGAUCCAAUGAAAUCUGUGGCAACCUUCUUUCCAAACCAUCCAGUUGACAUUGCACCUGCUUAUGAAGGCAGAGCCUUUAUGGAAGUCGACAUUGACCGCAGAGUGAGCACUCUGCGCUUAACAAAGGUGACCAUGCAGGACAGCCGCCAAUUCCAGUGCAGCGUCAAGAUCCCCAAUGACGAUGAGGGAAUAACUGCCGCCAUAACUUUCCUUUUGGUCCUUGUACGUCCUUCUCCACCAAUCUGUAGGAUUCAGGGAACAGCAGAGUAUGGGCAUAACAUCAGCCUUACCUGCCUGUCGGAGGAGGGAUCCCCACAACCUUCCUAUAAAUGGAAGAGCCACAGUGUUGAAAACAUUCCCAGACAAUUUCCUCCAAAGACAACUGAAAAGGAUGGAACUUUAUCCCUCUUUAACGUUUCAAGAGAAAUGUCUGGGUUCUACAUUUGCUCAUCAACAAAUCGAGUGGGCUCUGCCAGCUGCAACCUUACCUUAAGUGUGGUGCCAGCCAGCAUGAAGAUUGGAUCCACUGCAGUUAUAAUUGGAGGAGUCCUAGCAGGCGUUGUGUUACUGGGUAUAGUCAUUUUCUGUUUCUGCCGGAAAAAGGGAAAAAAGGAUGAGCUUGCUGAAGGUUCCCCCGAAGAAAUGGCGCAUUUCGACAAAGAUGCUCCUGGCGCUGAGCAGUACUUGGAUGACAAAUCCAACACCAAGCAGUACAAGGAUGAAGACAAAGAUGUUGUACCUAAAAGCAAUCGCAGCGUAGGAGCAGCUGGACAGAAGCCUGAGGACGAUCAACACAGCAGUUAUAGUGGUAAAGGAAGAAAUGACGGCAAGGGCGGUGAUGUCGACUCUCAGCGUUAUCAGGAUGACCGGCACGAUCAGAAUCAAGGCAGUCGCGAUCGGCUCGAUGAAAAACGUAACCAAUACAGUGGCAGUCGUGAUCGUCUUGAUGAUCAACGUGAUCAUUACAGAGGCAGUCGCGAUCGCCUUGAUGAACCACGUGAUCAGUACAGAGGCAGUCGCGAUCGCCUUGAUGAACCACAUGAUCAGUACAGAGGCAGUCGCGAUCGCCUUGAUGAACCACGUGAUCAUUACAGAGGCAGUCGUGAUCGCCUUGAUGAACCACGUGAUCAGUACCGGGGCAGUCGUGAUCGCCUUGAUGAACCACGUGAUCAGUACCGAGGCAGUCGCGAACGCCUUGACGAACCACGUGAUCAUUACCGUGGCAGUCGUGAUCGCCUUGAUGAUGGACGCGGUGGCAGUCGUGAUCACAUUGCUUACAUUGAUGAUAGAGAGAGAAAUGGUUAUGAUUAGCUUGUGUUACUGAAAGUCAUUUAAAUGCUCUCAAAACUUUUCUUUUUCCAUACAGUUUUUUACCUUGAAUUUUUAGUGGCACACAGAGCAAAAUCUACAGGAGCAUGUACAAAAUCCCAUUGAUUUUAGAGUUAACACAGGUAUUCAAAUAUUAUUACAGGGGAUGUGGGAAACUCGAAAUGAAAUCUUCUAAGCCUGUUCCAGUAAUUCCUACAGUGAAAAUCUUAUUAUGUAAAGGACAGAGAAUAAUGUUUCGAAAUACUCUUAGCACUUCUAUUGUUUCUAGAACAACACAUUUACACCUUACAUAUAAUGCAAUUAAUCUACUGUUGUGGUUUUGCCAUUAUUAUUCAAAUAAUUUUCAGACAAUAAAAAAAAGAAAUAUUCAACAAUUCUUUCGUAAAAAACU